Messenger RNA from Salvia splendens (bonfire salvia), 1681 nucleotides. RefSeq names its product tRNA pseudouridine(38/39) synthase-like. Bases 58 to 1455 code for a protein of 465 amino acids. Lineage: Eukaryota; Viridiplantae; Streptophyta; Magnoliopsida; Lamiales; Lamiaceae. The transcript has 14 exons. The record is from RefSeq and is a predicted model, not a curated record. Gene Ontology annotation, cellular component: nucleus; cytoplasm. Gene Ontology annotation, molecular function: RNA binding; pseudouridine synthase activity. Gene Ontology annotation, biological process: mRNA pseudouridine synthesis; tRNA pseudouridine synthesis.
CGAAAUUAGAGCGACCCAAUUUCAAACAUUUGGUGGGCAGCUCUCACGCCAACGCAAAUGGAGGGAAAUCCCAACAACAUCGAACUCAUCAAUUCGCUUCAAGCUGAAGUGGAGUCUCUCCGAGAAAGGAUUAAUCAACUAGAGACCGAGAAGGCUAAGCUCUCUCAGAAGCUCUCGGGUUGCGUCUGCCAGAAGAAUGCAGGGAGUGAUAGAUCUCUAUCUGUGGACUGCACUAGCUCGAUUGGGGAAAUGGAGAUGCUGAAAUUGAAUAAAAUCGGUACACUAAACAGAUCAAAAUAUAAAGAAUCAGGUGACCAUACAAUGGCCUUGCAUCAUUUACCGAAACGACAUGUUGCUUUAAAGGUUAUGUAUUUUGGCCAAAGAUUUUACGGUUUUGCUUCAGAGGCACAGAUGGAUCCAACGGUAGAAUCGGAAAUUUUUAAGGCCCUUUACAAGACAAGGUUAGUAUCUGGUGAUAAGAAGGAAUUGCAAUACUCAAGAUGUGGCAGAACAGACAAGGGAGUCUCGUCUGUUGGCCAAGUAAUAUCUCUAUCUCUACGAUCAAAUCUUAAAGAAACAUCAACCAGCAACGGAUAUUCUGCGGAAAUCUCUGCUGAGGAAUCAUGUGAUGGUGAACUAGAUUAUGUAAAGAUACUAAAUAGAGCUCUUCCUAAUGAUAUUAGAAUUAUUGGAUGGUCACCUGCUCCAACUGAUUUCAAUGCAAGGUUCAAUUGUUUGAGCAGGGAAUACAAGUACUUCUUUUGGAGAGAAAAUUUAAAUAUCAUGGCAAUGGAAAGUGCAGGAAAGAGAUUCAUUGGGGAACAUGAUUUCAGAAAUUUUUGUAAGAUGGAUGCAGCUAAUGUCCACAACUAUAGGCGGUACAUCACAUCAUUUGAGAUUUUCUCAUGCAAUGAAAGGUAUGGAGAUGAUGAGCUCUGGGCAAUGAAAAUCAAAGGUAGUGCUUUCCUGUGGCACCAGAUCCGAUGCAUGGUUGCUGUGUUGUUUAUGAUUGGCCAAGGUCUUGAAUCUUCUAAUGUGAUAGACAAGUUACUGGAUAUUGAAAGAACAGCAAGGAAACCUCAAUACAAAAUGGCUCCAGAGAUUCCCCUCGUUCUUCAGUCUUGUGAAUUUGAUGAUCUCAAAUUUAAGUGUUCAUCAGAUGCUAAGCAAGCUCUACGUGCUCACUUGGAGAAGGAAUGUCGAAGUUACAAACUUGAAGCAGCAAUCUUUCACGAGGCCUUGCUCAGCUGUUCAAGCACCUUCUCGGGUAUGAAAGCCACUUCUUACAUAUUGCCUGAAAUUCUCUUACAAAACUUGUUGGUUGCAGAUUCCAGUCAGCUAAACAGUAGAACAAAGAAGAAGGGACCGACUCACAUUCCACUGAUGUCGCGACCAACUGAGCCCUCGUAUGAAGAACGACGCGCUAAACUGGCUGCUAGUCGAUCAAACAAGUAGAACUUCGUGUCAUUGACGCAACACUAUAGCCACAAGAAACGUUUCAAGUUACAUGUACUUUUAAGUUAUUAUACCUUGAUUGUUUGUUUUGCGUGUUGUAUACUCCCACCGUCCCAUGACAAUUGAGUCGUAUUUCUUUUUAGGCGUCCCAGGUUAGUCUAGUCGUUUCACUCUUUUGGCAAAAACUUUAUUCUAUCUCUUAUUUAUUUUUUCUUUCUAUGACCUA